Molecule: messenger RNA, 924 nt
Organism: Caenorhabditis bovis
Lineage: Eukaryota; Metazoa; Nematoda; Chromadorea; Rhabditida; Rhabditidae
Source: the annotation of a GenBank genome assembly
AUGACGACAAUACGCCAACGAAUUGAUACAACUCAUCGUGAUGCUAUUCAUGAUGCCCAAUUAAAUAUGUAUGGAAGCAGAUUGGCCACAUGCGGAUCAGAUCGUGUUGUCAAGAUUUUCGAGGUUCGUCCAAAUGGUCAAUCAUUCCCAAUUGCCGACCUAACGGGACAUUCUGGACCGGUUUGGAAGGUUUCAUGGGCUCAUCCAAAGUUUGGAGGUCUUCUAGCAUCUGCUUCUUAUGAUAAAAAAGUUAUUAUCUGGCAGGAAGUUAGUGGAAGAUGGCAAAAGUCUUAUGAAUGGGAAGCUCACGAAGCUUCAACGACAUGCGUCGCAUUUGCUCCACAACAAUUCGGUCUUAUUCUCGCUUCCGCUUCCGCUGACGGCGACAUCGGAAUUCUGCGCUUCGAUGCGGCAACAUCGAAUUGGUGUCCAUCAAAGAUCAUGAAAACUCACGAGCAAGGCGUUAAUGCGGUUUCCUGGGCGCCGGCGACACCUGAUAAUAAGAAGAGAUUAGUCUCAUCUGGAAAUGACAAAUGUGUGAAAAUCUGGGUGUUCGACGAGAAAUCGAAAGAAUGGAAUUGUGAGAAAACACUUCAUGGCCACACUGAUUUUGUGAGGGACGUUGCUUGGUGCCCAGUCGCAAACAACGGGCUUCACUCGAUUGUCAGCUGUGGAACGGACGGAAACUUAGUUUUAUACCGAUCGAAAAAUCUUGACACCGAUGAAUGGCAGUCAAAAUUGCUCGAGAAAUCCAACGGAGAACUUUAUCAUGUCUCUUGGUCACCAUGUGGAACAUUCUUGUCAGUUUCUGGAGACGAUAAUACGAUUUCGAUUUGGCGUGAAAGCCUUCAAGGCCAGUGGAUAAAAGUGCCGCGUGAGAACAAAGAAAGAGAUGAUUCGAACCGACAUGCUGAAUACCAUUAA